GAGCUAUAAAGUCCAGAGUCCAGAGUUCCUGUUCCUGCUUCUGAUUAAUUCUAUACUCCAAUCUACCUAGAGAGCUCAAGAGCAAGAAACCUGAUUCACAUGAGUAAAACUUCUCUCUGAUCCAGCAAUAUUGCCUUGGGUGGUAUCUUGCCCCUGUGUUAACAGAGUGAAUACAAAGACUUUCAAAAUCUUUGUGUUUCAAAAACACAAAGGAUUUAAAAAUCCUGCCAACGCAACUUGAAACCAAGUUAAGGAUUUUCUUUGGGCCACGAGUGAAAGACGUGAAACAAUUUCUUUCCUGAGAUGAUGACCUACCCAAGAGAUUGCUGUAGAAAAUUACCUAUAAUGAAUGAAAAUCAUAAAGAAUCUCAACCCAAAGUAGACCACGUGGACGACAACUUCGCAACUUGCCUUCUCAAGCUCUUAGUGAUGGUUCUUAUUUUUUAUGUAUUCCGGGAGGAAUGUUUUGGAAAUAAGAAAAGAAAAGGAAAUGUCUCUAGCAUCUGCUGGCCUGCUUUCUGUCUCUGUGAAUUUACCUAUCCAGAUCAACUUAAGGAAAAUGAUCAACUUAGGAAGGAAAAUGGUAAACUUUUAUGACUCUUUACAAAAUAUGAUCUCCCUAUUAACCGUUUCAUAAGAAGUCAUAUAUUACUCUUUUUAUUUUUCAGAUCAACUUAGGAAGGAAAAUGGAAAAUUGCAAAAGGAA
Molecule: messenger RNA, 706 nt
Organism: Sus scrofa (pig)
Lineage: Eukaryota; Metazoa; Chordata; Mammalia; Artiodactyla; Suidae
Source: RefSeq, a predicted model, not a curated record